UACAACACCCACGAGCAUUUUCUUGCGUUUCCCUUUUCCGUAUUACUACUAGUUUUGUUAUUGCUUCUUGAAUUAAAUUAAAGCAACCGAAAAUUCAAGUCAGAGAGUAAGGAACAAGAGCCUCCCAACGCACGAUUUUCAUUUUUCCCUAUCUCUUCUGUGAUAAAUUUGACGUCUGUUCUUCAGGCAGAAAGGUCACGAUUAUUACAAGAAGAACUCAAUACAUGCCAGUGUCGUAGUCAUGUCUGGUCUAAUUGAAGGUCUCCCUGAUGCUGUUGCUCUAAGGUGUCUUGCACGGGUUCCUUUUUGCCUCCAUCCAAGGCUAGAACUUGUUUCUCGCUCGUGGCGAGCUGCCAUUCGUAGCACCGAACUAUUCAAAGCUCGAGAAGAAGUAAACUCAACCGAGGAGUUUUUGUGUGUCUGUGCAUUUGAGCCUGACAAUUUGUGGCAGCUUUACGAUCCUCUACGUGACCUUUGGAUUACUCUUCCGGUUCUCCCAUCAAACAUAAGGCAUCUCGCCCACUUCGGUGUUGUCUCCACUGCCGGAAAGUUGUUUGUGCUUGGUGGUGGCAGUGAUGCAGUGGAUCCGUUGACUGGUGAUCAGGAUGGAAGCUUUGCUAGUGAUGAAGUCUGGUCAUAUAAUCCUGUCACCCGGCACUGGGCCCUGUGUGCAUCCAUGAUUGUUCCGCGUGCAAUGUUUGCAUGUGGUGUGUUGGAUGGAAAAAUAGUUGUUGCAGGUGGUUUCACCAGCUGCAGGAAAUCAAUCUCUAAAGCAGAGAUUUAUGAUCCCGAAAAGGAUGUUUGGGCAUCAAUUCCUGAAUUGCACCAUACACAUAAUUCUGCUUGCUCAGGAGUGGUUAUUGGGGGCAAGGUUCAUGUAUUGCACAAGGGGUUGGCGACUGUGCAGGUUUUAGAAAGUGCAAAGCAAGGUUGGACAGUACAUGAAUACGGCUGGCUUCAAGGUCCCAUGACAGUUGUCAAGGGGAAGCUCUAUGUAAUGAGCCAUGGCCAUGGCCUCAUCUACAAGCAGGAAGGAGAAUCAAGAAAAAUAGUUGUUUCAGCAUCAGAGUUCCGCAGAAGAAUUGGGCUUGCAAUGAUUGGGGUGGCGGGAGAUAUUUAUGUGAUCGGAGGGGUAAUUGGUCCGGAGAGGUGGAAUUGGGACAUUAAGUUAAUGUCAGAUGUCGAUGUCCUGAGCCUCGGAGGUGACAGACCAGUGUGGCGUCAGGUUGCUCCUAUGACUAGGUGUCGGGGUACCAUCCUUGGCUGCACACAGCUGAGAAUUUAGGCUGCUCCCAGCAAAAUCAUGACUUUAUGAUGUUGUCCUAUUUAGAUGAGAUCCUGCUAUGUGGGGCUUUUGGAUAUUCUUUGCUUCAAAGAAGGGAAGUGUGCUCCUUUGGCAGUCACCCUCUUGUGAAUGUAUUUGACUCUGUAUUGCUUUGUGUUGAUGGUGCUCCCUGGUUGAAUAUUUAGAAGGUGUCAUUGUUAUGGUUUGCAACUGAUCAAAUGUCAGUCAAUUGUGAUGCUUACUUUUGGGAAUUACUGUGUUAGACCAGUAGUGAUAGCAAGAAGGAUAUGGAUAUGGUCGCCCUUUUCAUAUUUGUUUUUUCAUAGCUUCGGUACUUCUUUUGUUAUCUGUUGUUGGAACGAGAUGAAUUUUUGUUGCUCUGUAGCUGAUUCUUUCUUUUGCUUCCUCGAAAAUUUUUGUCCUUUGUUA
Molecule: messenger RNA, 1714 nt
Organism: Coffea eugenioides
Lineage: Eukaryota; Viridiplantae; Streptophyta; Magnoliopsida; Gentianales; Rubiaceae
Product: F-box/kelch-repeat protein SKIP30
Exons: 2
Coding region: 242-1285 (347 amino acids)
Molecular function (GO): protein binding
Source: RefSeq, a predicted model, not a curated record